AUGUCAACCAGUACUACUACUCUUGGCCUUGCAGAACUUGUUGAAAAAACGAUAUCGAAAGACAGUGAUCGCUACAAAGUAAAGACAAAAAUCAGAAGUGCUUUGCAAGAAUUGAAUUUCAACAAGAAAAGAUUAAAGCUACAAGUUUCUGAUCCUUCGUACAAACUGCGAUAUCAAUAUGCCCUCGAAUUUUGGAGAGAAAAAACAGGAAACGAAAAAAUUGCAAUGGCUCUGGCUCAUGACCUGAUUGAUGAGCUGAAGGAAAAACUAAACAGUAAAGACCAUAUAUAUCCUGAAGCCGAGGAGAACAAUGAAAUUUUGGAUGGAUUUUUUUCGCAAGAAACCCCGACCAAAGGCAAACAUACAAAAAAGCAGAGCUCAGUAGACGAGAAGCCGGCCGUUAACUAUGUCACUACCAAAUGUGAAAAUAAAUUUUAUGUAAAAUCUACGAAUAUAUGCGAGGCGGAGAUAGGAAUAAAUACGAAAGAAUUUCUGAAGUGUAUCCACAAGCUUAUUUGUCCUGGAGACGAAGUUAACUUAGUCAUUCCUUCUGGUUGUUUUGGAGACAAGUGGAGCGUUCAAAUAACAAAGUAUGUAAUAUUUGUUAUACCAUACAAUAUACAUGUUAUAGAUACAUGUUAUACCAUACAUGUAUCUAUAUCCACUGUAAUAUGAAAUACAAUAUAAUAUAUACAUUGAAGGCACUAGCUCUCCUGCACUGUAAAUUCCUCAAUCCAUGUACUAGGUACAUUAUGGCAUGUUAAAUGAAGUCCUAUUUUGUCAUUUUGGUCAAUCAAACAUAUUGGGCAAUAAUGGGUUAAUUAUAAUCAAUAUCAUCCAAUGAGAAGUACUAGCACUGGAGGAAUUUAAGUUGUAUUCAGAUAAGGACAUAAAACAGCCAAAUUUGAAUGUUAUUCAACCAGUCUGGAAAGUUAACUUUUUGCAUGCCGGACAUCGAUUCAGGCUCAUGCAACUGUACGCCAAUUUUGGAAAUAUAAAAUUUAAUGCGCAAAAAUUCCAAAUACACCUUUUUAGUAUAAACCUAUAUGGUUCAUAUUUGUUGAAUUUGAACAAUUACUAGUCUAUGCAUGUAAACAAAUGUACGCCAUUAUAAAUGUAUGUCAAAGUUUGUGUUUGUACACUGGACAAGUCCGGUGUACGCACUUUACAUUCCAGCUAGUCUGGUUAUUCAGAAAGUUAUAAUUAAAAAAAGUUCCAGCAAGUUGUUCAAAGCAUUGGUUAAAUUUUGGGAACCUCAGGAAAUAAACAUCUAUUGAUGCAUACAUGAUUUAUGGGAAAUAUUUUCAAGCUUAUAAACAAGCUUUUGGGAAAUUUGGCUUGAAGUUUUGCACCAAUCAAGGAUUUAGCUAUAAUUACAAGCUUUCGACAACCCACCCUGAAUAAUUUUAUGUUUCAAGGGUGAAUAUAUAAGUGUUACAUGUUUGACAACUAUAAUGAUAUCAGUUAGUUAUUAAUGGCCACGCUGGUUAUAUUAUCAAUAUGCCAAAUUGUCAAGGACAAACCAUUGGACCUUAAUUAAUGGUUAACCAGGUCCAUACAUGCCCCCAGGGGCAGCGCUAGCCCUAUUUGAAUGUGAUGUAAGUGAAAUUUUGCUAAGUCAUUUCCACUACUGCAUACCCAGCUAGCACAGUACGUAAACACAACGUUUUAAAUUGGUUGUGGUUUGGUUAGGUCCGACCUAACCUUCAAAUAACGUAAUUAGAACGUUGUUCGUACACGACACUAAUUAGAAUGAAUAUCCUGACGUGGAAACUACGUUCUCAUAACGUUAUAGAUUUACGGUUUCUACCAACGUCGAGAAAACGUUUUAAACACGUAUGGGUCCACAGGUCGGUACGUGGCAACUACGUUCUUAUUGCGUUACAGAUUUACGUUUUCCGCCAACGUCGAGAAAACGUUUUAAACACGUACGGGUCCACAGGUCGGUACGUGGCAACUACGUUCUUAUUGCGUUAUAGAUUUACGUUUUUCACCAACGUCGAGAAAACGUUUUGAACACGUAGCCAAACGUUUUGAAAAGGAUUACACUUUCAGAGCAAGGUACACGUGUAAUUACCGCUGUUCAUACAUCGACUGAGCCAAAUGUGCGUAAUUUAUUCUAUUCUCAAAUUGCAAUGUAUUUUAUUUGCGCACGUUGUUCCCUGAGCGUAUAGUUUUUUGAGGCAAAGUUUACAGAAGAAAUUAUUCGAUUUUCAUAUACACGUUCGAAGGUAUGUAUAUGUUCAACAGUAAAUAUAUCUCUUCUAAUGUAAUGUAUCUCUUCUUCGUGGAAUGUCCAUUCAAGGUUUUCUAACAUUUGAUUAUUUCCUCUCAUGUAGUCCUUCCGACAGUUUGUUGUUGACGUUCUUGCUUAAACCAGUAAAUUGUGUCAUACGAACGCGGAACGCCACGACUUUAUAG
Molecule: messenger RNA, 2421 nt
Organism: Paramuricea clavata
Lineage: Eukaryota; Metazoa; Cnidaria; Anthozoa; Malacalcyonacea; Plexauridae
Source: the annotation of a GenBank genome assembly